CGGGAUGAUGCCGUCGGGUGCUGCCGAAGGUCCAAGAAGCGUCGUUAAGAGCUGCGAUGGAAGCUUGAGGCUGAUGCUGGCUUGCUGUGUGACUGCUGAUGUUGCUUGAUCUGAUGAGGAAGGGGUAUGAGGAAUGAUGGUUGGCGCUGCGAUGGUUGAAGGUGCUGCGGCCCCUGAGCUACCAUCACCCUGCUCAGAAGAAGAUCUUCCCCUUUGGCCUUCUUAUACUAUCAACCAGCAAUCAAUUAAUUGUUCUUAGAACACCCCUAGAGCAUCGAGUGAAAACGGCAUGUAUAUUGCUGCCCUUAUAUAGUAUGUCCAUGAUUGGAACCAUAGACUAGGCAUAUGAUUGCAACAUCAACAUUUAUGUCAAAUGUCAAAAUAAAAAUGUCAGAGCUGUCGAAAUGUCAGUUUGCUAAUGCUUUGUGGUGUCGUGUUUGUGUGGAUAAAUGUAUUUUAUAAUAAAUUUAAAUUAAAUUGAUAAUAGAAUGUUUUACGAUGGCCUCUGUAAAAGUGGCUGUAAGGGUUCGCCCAUUCAAUCAAAGAGAAAAGGAUAUGGGCGCCAAGUUGAUUGUUCAAAUGGAUGGAAAGAAGACGAGACUACAAACUGUAAAAAAUAGCAAAGAGCAAAAUGACCGAGAAAAGUAUAAAGACUUCACAUUCGACCAUUCAUAUUGGUCGUACGAUGCAGAGGACAAGCAGUAUGCUUCUCAGGAGCAGGUGUUCUCAGACCUGGGGCUGGACGUGAUCGACAGCGCGUUCGAGGGCUACAAUGCGUGCGUCUUCGCCUACGGACAGACCGGCAGCGGGAAGACCUUCACCAUGAUGGGCUCGCCGGACAAUCAGGGCCUAAUCCCGCGCAUCUGUCGGCAACUGUUCUCGCGCGUGGCGGCCGGCAAGGAGUCGGGCGCUUCCUACCGCACCGAGGUCAGCUACCUCGAGAUCUACAACGAGCGCGUCAAGGACCUGCUGGCCGAUGACGCGGGCCACUCGCUGCGUGUACGCGAGCACCCCAAGCUGGGGCCCUACGUGCAGGACCUCUCCAAGCAUCUGGUGUCCGACUACGAUGACAUUCAGGAAUGCAUGCAUCGCGGCAACCUGCAUCGCACGACGGCGUCGACGCAGAUGAACGACGUGUCGUCUCGCUCGCACGCCAUAUUCACCAUCACCUUCGUACAGGCCAGCUAUCUGCGCCACAACAAUAUGCCUAGUGAGACCGCCUCCAAGGUGCAUCUGGUGGAUUUAGCUGGGAGCGAGCGUGCGGAUGCAACUGGGGCAACGGGCCAGCGUCUGGUAGAGGGCGCUCACAUCAACAAGUCGCUGGUCACUCUCGGCUCCGUCAUCUCCGCGCUGGCCGAGUCCCCGCACCCUGCUGACAAAAGCGGACCUAAGGACAAGAAGCGUGUGUUCAUCCCGUACCGAGACUCGGUGCUCACGUGGCUGCUUAAGGAUUCGCUCGGGGGCAACUCUAAGACCAUCAUGAUUGCAGCUAUCUCGCCUGCGGACUGCAACUACGGCGAGACAUUGUCAACGUUGCGUUACGCCAAUCGCGCCAAGAACAUCAUCAACAAACCCACCAUCAACGAGGACCCCAACGUGAAGCUUAUACGAGAACUGCGAGAGGAGAUCGAGAAACUGCGAGCGCAGAUAUCGCACAAUACGGAUCCCAUCGAAACCGAGGCCGGUGUGCUGGCAACACUGCAAAGGAAAGAAGCUCAAGAGAAAGUUCUCACAGAGAAAUGGACGGAGAAGUGGCGCGAGACCCAACAGAUAUUGCAGGAACAGAAAGCUUUGGGGCUGCGCAAGAGUGGACUGGGAGUUGUUCUGGAUUCUGAUAUGCCGCAUCUGGUCGGAAUCGAUGAUAAUCUGCUGUCUACUGGAGUCACGUUGUACCAUCUUAAGGAGGGUGAGACAGUGAUAGGCAGUGAAGAAUACCGCCCCACCCCGGAUAUAGUACUCAGUGGGGCCGGCGUGCUGCCUCUACACGCCGUCGUCACUCUACAUCAGGGGGUGGCCACCCUGAAGCCUUAUACCGGAGCCCAGUGCUGGCUUAACACAGUGCUUAUAGACCAGCCCGCUAAACUCAGCCAGGGUUGCAUCUUGCUACUCGGUCGCACGAACAUGUUCCGCUACAACGAUCCCGCAGAGGCGGCGAAACUGCGCCAGGAGGGAAGUGCCUCCCUCAUGAAUCUGUCGCGUCUUUCUCUACUCUCCUGGUCCACUACCGACCUGGCAGCCAGUACGGAGAAUCUUAACAGCACGCCAUCCGAGCUAGAGAACGACGCCCGCACGGAGCGUAUAGAGGCGCAGCGCGUAGAACUAGAAAGGGAGCGGCAACAGUUCCUGCUGCAGCAGCAGGAGCGGCAGCGGCGCUGGCAGCAGGAGCGCGAGCAGCUGCUGCAGGCGCAGAAGCAGCUGGACCAGGAGCGCGAGGCGAUGGAACGCGAAUAUGCGGCUGCUUGUAGACGUCUAUCGGGCGAUUGGCGCGCGUUAGAACGAGGCUGGACGCACCGCAGACGGGCAUUGAGGACCAGACAACGGGAACUGAGAUCCAGGCAGCAAAGGUUGCGGGCUACCAGCACUGCCCAUACAAACCACGCGGAGGCGGAGGAAGAGCGGGCGUCCGCGCUCCGCGAUCAGGUGGACUCCAGGAAGGCGGCGCUCGAGGAAUACGUGCAGAAAACUUUGCGAGAGCUCGGCGAGAAGGGGAUACAGAGCUCCAGUGUAGACACAUCUUCGGACACCAGCACGGAGUGCUUGCUUCAACUGCUGCAGCAGUGCGAGCCCGAAACCGCGAAUGCUAUAAAAGAAACCGUUGAACGACAUAAACGCGAAGUGUCGGAGCUGGAGCAGGAGCUGCAGUGUCGCGCGUCGAUGGUGGCCUCGCACCGCGGCAAGGUGGAGAGACUGCAGGCCGAGCUGGCCCUCCUGCACACGCAGCAGCUGGGCCUCAGGCACGCGCUCGCCGCCGACCUCUCCGCGCGACCAGAGUGUGGCGAGUUUUCUCCCAUAGAGGGCGUGAAGCGUUCCAAGUCUGAGCUGGUGCUGAGACGCGCCCCGCGUGAGGAAGUGCUCGACCCGCUGUCAGCUGACGAGCGAGAUGACUACCAGGCCAAAAAGAUGAGCCUAAGUCUCAGCCUGGAUCCGCUCGCUUCACCAAACACAGCGAUCAACACUGAAGAGUUCCAUACUGCAUCAUGCAGCUCGCCGAAGCCUUUCCCCGGAUCAGAAGGGAUCGCUUCCCCCUCCACGGGGGCGGGGACAACCACCCUCCCCUCCCCCGAGGGGACGGCCGAGGAUCGCCCCGCCCCGCCUCCACCGGAUUUCCGCCUGGGGCCGGGCGAUGCGGACGACAGUGACAUAUCCAGUGCCGAUGACUGUAGACAGUCAAGAGUGGUAGAAGGUCAGUCGUCGAGUUCUGUGGAGCGAUCGCCCGAAGAGAGGCACCAGCGGGCCAAGUACAGACGCAAGAUAUCAUCGGAAGCGAAGGCGGGUCGUCGUCAGGUGACGGAAGCGGAAGCCUUACGAGCGAUGCAGCGGCUGUGCUCCAGGAUCGCAGCACAGAAGAUGCUCGUCAUCAGCUCCUUAGAGAACGACUGCUCCAAGGACGACCUCAACCGGCAGAUUGCGGUCCUCCAAGAGCUCCAAAAGAAAUACGUCCGUCUAGAAAUGGCGUUACAAUACUCGUUCUUCGACACGCAGCCCGCAGUCAGGCCCGUGAUGGUGACGCCCAUACAGGAGACUCCCUCCCUCACUCUGUCCGAGAGCGAUAUGCACGUGGCUACCGACGACACGACACCACAAACUCUCACCACUCAACCGUUAACCGACAACGGCAAGAGAGUGGACACGAAUGAGAACGGACACAUAUUUGACCCUCUCUUACACAGGUUGAAAGAGCAAGACAUGGAGGGUUCUGACAACGUGUCGACGUCUAACGACGAGCUACCCACUGACCGGGACGAACCCUGGCAUCCCUUAAGGGAACCCCUCGCCCAUGACCCUAGCUCGCCAGUACUGGCAGAUACCCAUAUCCUGCCGGAUCCUAGGAUAACGGCAGGCUUGUUGCAUCCUAUAGAUUUCAGUCAAGUGAUAAGCAUCCCCGGUUGGGUGACCCGCGGGGCCGGCGCCGGCACCCACCACGAGUACGAGGUGCGCGUGACUCUACCCGACGCGCGCUACCUGCUGCUGCGGCGCUACCGGCGCUUCCGAGACCUGUACCUGGCCAUGCGGCGCCUCUACCCGCCCGAGGUGGCGACGAUCCCGUUCCCGGCCCGCCAACUAUGGUCGUCAGAAGCGGUAGCGCGGGCCCGUCGUCCACAACUAGAAGCGUUUCUACGCAGAUUGUUAUCAACUUGCGCGGCCAAUUCGCGCUGUCCUCUACAUCGUGCGCCCCUCAACAAGGACACGCUGCAAGCGUUCUCGCCUUUCUUCCGGAAGGGCGUGUUCGAGAGCGGCAAGUGCGGCACGGGAUGAUGCCGCGUGGAGCUCGCCGCCGUCGCAGCGCUGCAGGCCGCCGCCGCGCGACUGCUGCACGCGCUCUACAGCGCUGCCAGCGCGCUCGGGGCCUGCCUCGCGCUGCUGCUGCUGCUGCUGCUGCUGCACGCCACGCGCCGCCCGCGCAGGUAGGGCAGACAGACAGGCGCGUGCGCACAGAAAAUACGCAGCGGCGAUACCUCGGGUGCCUUCACUAUACAAGUAACCACUACGCUACUUAAUUCAACGUUUUAUCUAUCUCUCUCUUUGUCUCUUGCUAUCUCACUAGUUUUUCAAACGGAGAGGUUAUCACAAGGAAUCUGUGUAUCACAAGGAACGACAGGUUGCGAACUUAUGUUUGCUUUACAAGAAAAAACUUCUAUGAAAAAGAUAAGGGGAGAGAGAGUGAAAUGAGGUAAAAAAACAAGCAGAAUAGAUGUGGUUACUCUUUUUUAAACGCUCAGAGUUAAUAUUUACUACCAGCACAUCUUCAAUUUCUACCUGAAGAAGCAGAUUUUACCGAUCUAGAGCUCAAAUGAAGGUGAAGAAAUUGUUUGUGGAACUAUUUUUAUAUAUAUUGAGUACGCUACGGCGGGAGACCUUGUACUGAGAAGAACCGGCAAGAAGCUCAGC
Messenger RNA from Chilo suppressalis (striped riceborer), 5109 nucleotides. Lineage: Eukaryota; Metazoa; Arthropoda; Insecta; Lepidoptera; Crambidae. The record is from the annotation of a GenBank genome assembly.